AUGCAGCCAAGGCCACAAACACACCUCUGCAUCCUUGCCCUGCAUAUGCUAAUGAAUUCGAAGGAUGCAUCCGAAAGCACUCUACUUCCAUUCGCAUGCACUGAUAUUGGCCUUGCAUUGUCAUACAUGCACAAGGCAACGUCAGUAGGUGCUCAGCAUUACAUAUGCAAUAGAAUCAGGUACUGCAAGCCUCCGGUGCAUCUUCUUCCACAGCUGAUGCAUGUCUUCCUAAAUGCAUCCAGUGAUGAGAUCAGCUGGCCAAUGAGCAAGCUGCUGAGGCAGUGGGCAUCCAGAAGCAAUGAGUUUUCAUGUGCACUCUACUUCCACCUCAGGUGUGCCCUUGAACAGAACAACACCAAAUCAGUGUUCUGCUAUUUCAUGAUAUGUGAUCUGCUUGAUAACAAUAGAGUUCGUGCAUGUAGGAACACAUUUAUUCUUGAGCUGCAGUACAGAUACACAAAAAAGCUAAACAGGACAGUAUGCAUGCCCAGAGCACAAAAGGGAUAUCCUCCACUCAAAGGCAUGUUCUUGUUCUUUGCAAAGGCUGUGUCGUGGUUUGUUGAUCCAAGACUAUUUAAAAAAGUUCAUGAAUACGAAGAUGCCUUCAUCCAGGUCAAGAAUGCAUGCAGCAUCAACCAAAUAAGGGAUUUAGGCUCUGGGCAUGCAUUCAGCAAGAACAGAUUGGAGUCAAACAUAUUGUUUAUACAGUCGCUGGCUGAGAUUCCAGACAGGCUGAUGAAGCUUCCAAGAUACCUGCGGAAACGCGGACUAGAAAUGGAGAUCAGGCUAUUGAACCAUAAUCUUCCUGCAAGGGUUUUUCUGCCAGUGGAUACUACAAGGCAUGUGUUGACUGCAAGGAUCGAGGAGUCGUUUCUACUUGACUCUGCGGAAAGCUCGCCAUUUCUUGUUGUUUUUGAAACAUCGGCACAGAUUGUCCGGCCGUGCGGUGGUAGAGAAAGCAGCAAGGAUAUCCAGUUCCUCAAGCAGCAGCUUGAUGCCGUCGACAGACUUUCAUCUCUUGGUGAAAUAAACGUAGUCAGGGAAAACAUACUGGUAUCGAUUGAAAGAAUUCUAAUGACUGAAAGACAUGAAAAGACAUUGCAUUCAAGCAGCCAUGGCAUGGAUGCAGAGCAUGCAAAACAAGAUGAUAUGCACAGCAAUAGUGGUACUGAUCUGCACCAAUACAGACGCCCGGAUGCCAGCACACACCAAGAGUAUUCAAAUGUAGGCAUAAAGCUUCCGAAGCCAUUAGCAGGCCGUGGAAUAUUCAUGAUGGAAAAGAGGUCAUACUCUGCAGAGCAUCUUUCACAGGGCACACAGGGGCAUGAAGAAGAUGCUCAGGCUGUCUGUAGCAAUAUGGUCGAUGAUUCCCAAAGCUCUCAUCACGAUCCAUCGGUAUACAAGUAUCAUAGCAGCUGGAUGCUGAAAACAGCCGAACUGAAGCGAACAUCACAGUUUCAUCAUGCAAAAGGAUGGAAUGCACAGUCUGUCAUAGUCAAGACCGGCGAGUCUCUUAAACAAGAGCUGCUUGCAUAUCAGGUUCUUCUUGAGAUGAAAACGAUCUGGAGUGAAGAGCAUGUUCCUUUAUGGGUUCAUGGAUACCAAAUCUACCUUGUGAACAGCAGGUGUGGAGUAAUUGAGACAGUGGUUGAUGCAAUGUCAAUCCAUAAGAUCAAACAGAAGAUGAUGCUGGAUGGCAAGAAUUAUUCUCUGAAAAGUCACUUCAUGGAGUCUUUCGGGCAGAGUGGCGAAAGAUACAGAGACUGUGUCAGGAACUUCCUGUGCUCUCUGGUUGGAUAUUCGCUGGCAACAUAUAUCCUUCAGGUAAAGGACAGGCACAAUGGAAACAUCAUGAUUGAUAGAGAAGGGCAUAUUGUCCAUGUAGACUUUGGAUUCAUAAUGGGUGGGCAUCCAGGAUUCUACUGUGUGGAGGGUGCGCCAUUCAAGUUUUCAAAGGAGUACCUUGAGCUUCUUGAGGGGCUGAUGGAUGAGUUCAAAGAGCUGUUUCUGCAGGGAUAUCUGGCAUUGAGACGGCACAGCGAUAGACUCUUCAGAAUGGUGGAGAUGCUUUUUGAUGGCACAAGCCCUGAGUGUUUCAAUCCAAGGGAGUUGGCCAACUUUAAAGAUCGAUUCCAGCUGAGCCUGGAUGAUUGUGGGAUUGCCGAGCAUGUGCUGUAUUUGAUAGGCAAGAGCUUUAACAACAUGGGAACAGGUCUUUACGAUUCAUAUCAGUACUUUUCGUACGGGUAUCUGUGA
Molecule: messenger RNA, 2256 nt
Organism: Ordospora pajunii
Lineage: Eukaryota; Fungi; Microsporidia; Ordosporidae
Product: phosphatidyl inositol 4-kinase
Exons: 1
Coding region: 1-2256 (751 amino acids)
Biological process (GO): phosphatidylinositol-mediated signaling; phosphatidylinositol phosphate biosynthetic process
Cellular component (GO): membrane; cytoplasm
Molecular function (GO): 1-phosphatidylinositol 4-kinase activity
Source: RefSeq, a predicted model, not a curated record